This is a messenger RNA of Dicentrarchus labrax (European seabass), 2860 nucleotides long. RefSeq names its product otoconin 90 (gene oc90). Gene Ontology annotation, molecular function: phospholipid binding; calcium ion binding. NCBI's taxonomy places the organism in Eukaryota, Metazoa, Chordata, Actinopteri, Moronidae. Gene Ontology annotation, cellular component: extracellular matrix. The annotation marks the transcript as partial. Gene Ontology annotation, biological process: lipid catabolic process; phospholipid metabolic process; arachidonate secretion. The transcript has 21 exons. The record is from RefSeq and is a predicted model, not a curated record.
CUGGAGCGAAGGGGCUAAAGGUGCCUCCCCACACUCGCCUCCUCAGGUAGGCUGAUAAACACAGUUGGUGCAGCUGAGAGUUUAUUCUGACGGGAAACAAGACGACAACAGGCUGCUGGUGUCCGUCAGAGCUGGUCCAUUACAAUGAGAGCAACACGGACCGUCAGUCAAUGAAGAAACGUGUAAUAAGGUUCAAGUCAUGUUUCUGAUAUGGAUUUUCGUGCUAUCUGCUGUUCCAAACGCACUUUAUGCUGGCUCCAUCUUCUGCCCGGACCCGGAGGGCGGCGAGCAGAAAGAAGAUCACGUGACCGACUGCCUCGGUCUUCGGUUCACAUGGCUCCACUCGGUCUUCGAUAAUUUCCCCUCGCUGCUGAAUUUUGCUCUGAAGCUCCGCUGCGAGACGGGGCUUUGUCCGCGAGACCUGGAAGAUUACGGCUGCUCCUGCAGAUACGCGGCCACCGGAAAUCCCUUAGAUCCUCUGGAUGCCUGCUGUGAGACUCACAGGUUGUGUUACCAGAACGUCGCCCCCUGCAGGCAGCAGCUGCCUCCGCUCCUGGAUAACUUCACCUGUCCGGCAGCAAACACCAGCUGUGACGGUGGCGAUUGGUGUCAGCAGAGGUUCUGUGAGUGUGACCAGGCCGCCAUCGACUGUGUGACUCAGAGCUCGUACAACUCAACCCUGAGAGGCCUCGCCGACUCGUCCUGCUUCGCCACAAAUCACACAGAUGUGCUCGGUGGCACCGUGGAGACCGCCGAACUCUUCAGAGAUGUUCUCUCAGCAGGAAACGACUCUGAGAGCUUCCAGAUCUCCAACUCUUCGCUCCUGUCAGCAGAGAUUGACCUGCUAAUGACCGGCAGAGUGGAUAACCAGAGCGACACCACAAGGAUGGACGGUGACCUCGCCACCCCACCACCGGGCCCGCCCCUACUGCUGGCGACCGCCGAGGAGUUUGAGGAAGGCGAAGGUGGCGCAGAGGAGGUCGAAGAGGAAGAGGCAAGUCUCAUCCCUCGAGAUUUGAAUGAGGCAGCGACGGAGGAAGCACUCGAGCUGGAAGAGAUAAAUAAAGAUCAGACGACCCACAAUCCUUCAGCGAUCGGCCCCGAUUCGGUUUUAUUCGAUGGAGAAACAGCGAGCGAAGGAGAAUCCGAGCCGACCGAACUCUCCUCACUGAGCUUUGGAAACACGGAGACGUCUUCAACAGCUUCGACUCGGACUGCAACUCCCAGAGAGCCGACCAGUUUGGAGGAGUCGUCUGAGGAAGGUUUGAUCAUCACAACUUCAGCAAAACCACAAAUCAGUCCAUCUGAGAGAAGAACAACCACACCCAGUGCCCCAACCUUAAAGUCAUCUGAAGAAGAAGAAGAGGAGGAAGAUGGUGAUGAAGAGCAACAGGAGGUUUCAGAUGAGCACGCAGCAACACCUUCGGCUUCAGAGGAGGGUGUCGGCGAGGAGAGCGCCAGUGUCCUGAGGGCGACUGAAGAAAUUAUUACCACGGUGACAACAAGAUCCUCACCAAGAAGCUCUGGACCGGAGAACAACCCCGUCAGAACCACCACAGCUCCUCCUGACGCGUCCCGGGAGGAAAACAUCGAACCAAAGACGCUCGCCACCGCCAUCGGUGCUCCUCUCGGCCCCCUGAGCCAAGGACGACUGACUCAACAACCAACAACCUUACCGCCAACGUCAAUGAGCAGCGUCUCUCAGACGACGGCAGGAAGCAGAGUCACCGCCAUCAACUCGAGACCGGAGGCUGCCACGUCCUUCCGAACCACGACGCCAACCGCCAUCAACUCGAGAUCGGAGGGCGCCACUUCCUCCCGAACCACGAUGCCGACCUCGCACACGACGGCGGAGACCGAAUCCGAAGAGGAGGAGCCAGAGAAAGCUCCAUGUGAGGAAGGAGAGCUGGUAGACAGCUCGCAGGAGAAAGAGACUGACGACUGGGACGUGGCUCAGAAGAGGACGGUGCCGUUCUUCGCCUGGUCCCUGCUGGAGUCUGUCGGGCUGUCAGAGAUUCAGCUACAGCCGGCCGACAGCAAAGAAUGCAGUCGCUCUUUCACCGUGUACGGCAACGACGGGCGAGCCAGCCAGGAGAUGCCGGCUUUCGGGGAGAUGCUCCACUGCCUGACGGGUCGAUGCCCGCACGAGUACGAGAUGUACGGCUGCUACUGCGGGCAGGAGGGCGGCGGUCCGCCUCGGGACCAGCUGGACAGGUGCUGUUUCUUCCAUCACUGCUGCCUGAAGCAGAUAAGCUCGAUGGGCUGCAGGGCGGACAGGAAGCUCAAUGCUCAGAUCUCCUGCGAGGGCGCCAAACCUCGAUGUCAGGGCGUCUCCGUGUGCGACAAGCUGCAGUGUGUGUGUGAUAAAACGACGGCAGAGUGCAUGGCGGCGGCCCACUUCAACCACAGCCUGCCGUUGCAGCGGUGCCGUGGCCCUGGACCUCCCUGCCGCCGGGCCAGCAGACCCCCCAAACCACGAGGGCCUCCUCAGUCCAGCGAGGAGAGUGAGGAGCAGCAGGGAGGAGGAUCCGACAUGGAGAAACCCAUAAAGGAGGAGACGGAUACAAACACGCCACCGCUGCCGCCACACCGAGGUCUCAGCAGUGAGGAAAGUUCUAACCUGAAGGACGAAGACAAGUCAAAUCCUCCUGUUGGAUCAUACGUCAGCUCCACACUUCCUGACCCUCCUCUUCCUCCUCCUCUUCUUCCUCCUCCUCCCUCCAGCGAGCAGAGCAGAGAGCCGCCGACACACAGCGGAAUUCAAACCCACAACCACAGGCCGAGUGUGGUGCCGAGCCACGGGCACCGACCAGCGGGGAGACCAGAAGGGACCGGGAUGAAGGAGGAAGAGGAGGAGGAG